AUGGUAACAACAACCCGCCUGAAACCAGACCAGUCGUACAGGGAGAUGAGCUUCGAAACGGGCGUUUAUCCACCGGACGAGUGUGACGUGUGCCGAUCGGACAAUGGCCAAAUUGACCAGCAGUCCCACGACACCGAGGGUGACUACAUUGCACUCAAGAAGUGGGAGCUCGGUUUCCUGCGGCGAGAAUGCGUCAAUUUGGGGCUGGAAACGUUCUACCUCAAGUACAUGGAGCGUGUCCAGCGCAGCUAUCUGUCCAUCUUCGUGGUGUUGCAGACGUUCGUCAGCAUAUCGCAUGUGAUCGUGAUUGUGACGGGUAAACCGCACCCAACGGCGGCCAUACAUCCCGAUCUCAUCUGCUACCUGUUCGGUAUCCUGAUCGUGUGGAUUUCACUAUUCGCCGCCUUUAAAGAGGGCCUAGUGAAGGCCUACCCCUGGGUUCCAUAUGUGUCCUCCAGCAUUGCGGUCAUCACGAUGAUCAUCACCGAUCUAACGAUUCCGCUCUACCACGCGGUCAUCACCUUCAUCAACCCACCACUACGGCCGUCCUACGCCAGCCACACACUGCUGGCCAUCUACAUUUUCCUCCCACUGAACGAGAACAUCCACGGCAUCAUACUGGGCAGUGCAACAUCAUUCUGCUACCUGAUCGUGAUGACGUUCAUCACCUACCGGUUGGAGGAGGACACGGCACUGAAGGUGAUCACUGAGCUGAUCUACUUCAUCUGUCUCAACCUGUUUGGGUUGUACUUCAGGCUGAUCAAUGAGGUGGCCAUUAGGCGCACGUUUCUCGAUCGACGUGAGCUUGUCGAGGGGAAUUUGCUGUUAAAAUUCGCCCGAAACCAAGAGAAGGAACUACUGCUAAGCAUUCUGCCCGAGCACACCGCGGAGUUGAUGGAGAAGGACAUCCGGGCUAUGAUAGAGAAGAUGCGUAACGAUCAGCACAACGCCAACCAGACGAUCAUCACGCAGAACUUUUUCCGCACGGGCACGCAAUGGCGAUCGAUCAACAAACUGUACGUGCAGAAGCACACCAACGUGACGAUACUGUACGCGGACGUGGUCAACUACACGCACAUGACAACCCAGCUGCCGGUUCGAACGCUCGUCGACGUGCUGCACGAGCUGUUCGUUAAGUUUGACGACGCAUCUAAAGAGUUCAACGUGCUGCGCAUCAAGUUCCUGGGCGAUUGCUACUACUGCGUGUCGGGUGUGCCGGUACGUAACAAGUACCACGCGAAAAGCUGCGUGAACCUUGGCCUGCGCAUGAUCAAGGACAUCCGGGACGUGCGAAUGUCUCGGGAUCUCAACAUCGACAUGCGCAUCGGCAUCCACAGUGGGAGCAUCAUAUCCGGUGUGAUUGGUGCGUGCAAGUGGCAGUACGACAUCUGGUCGAAGGACGUGGUGAUAGCGAACAAAAUGGAGUCGACGGGUGAAGCUGGUAAAGUGCACGUGACGAUGCAAACGCUAGAGCUGCUGGAUGGGGAGUACAUCUUCGAGGAAGGUACGCCUCAAGCGAAGGAGGAUCCCGUCCUGAUCAAGCACAACAUCCAGACGUUCCUGAUCGUACCACAACCGGGGUAUGAUGAUGGUUCGUUUUUCACCAUUCAAGAACCGGGCCCGAGCAGCCGGAUGUCGAGCGGUGUGAAGCGAAAAACGAUCAAGAAAGAGCGCAGUCUCGUGACGCGGAAUUUUAUGCAAAACUCGAUGGAGCAGUUCCGAGAGAUCAUGAAGCUGACGAACGUGGAGAUGGCGUACGAGUUGGAGCGCAUGCCGAUUGGGAGGUUUCAAUUCAACAAGCUCUUUUCGUCCUACAAAAACUACAUCCAAGAGCCCUCGUACGGACAGACUCGAGAACCGGCAAGAGGACCACGCCCGAGUGAAGAAGACACGAACCGGCUGGACAAUAUGUCACCGUUCUUCAUGUGCUUCGAGAACAAACGCUGGGAGGUGUCGUACCUGCAGGAACCCGACCUGAUGCUUAAGUACAGCGUGCUCAUGAGCUUCAUCGUGUUCGUGUGCAUCCUGUUGAUACAGAUCCUGAACGAAGCCUCAGGCGUUUACUUCUGGGUGUUAAACGGCUUCUCGGGAGCGUUGUUGCUCUCGUUUAUACCGAUCACGUGGUUUAAAAAGAUUUGGGACGUCUACACACCGUACUCGAUCGAUGAUCUGCUGCGCGUUCGCAAACCCCAGUCGAGGGUGAUGCGCAUAUUUUACGAUUUCUCGAACGACAUCAUGAGCAACUACAUCAUAAGGACGGUCAUCUACUUGAUCACGAUCGCGCUGCUAGUGGUGUGUUCGCUGAUGUACCUGAUUGAGUGUAACUAUGAUCUGUUGGAGCAAAACGCCGUCAGUGAGCUGGCGACGACGGGUGAUAAUUUGGCUAGUUUGCUCCGAGAUGGAAGAGCUACGGACGAUUCCAUGGAGAAGCAUUUUUGUACGAACCCGUGGUCCGUCACGCAAUGCCUCACGUUGGCGAUCGGGAUGGCUUUCCUGUUUUUAAGGAUUCACUUCCUGCUCAAAGCCGCCGUCGGUCUGUUGAUCUUCUUCUGCUACUGUUGGGCGAUCUUUGACGAGCUGUACUACUUCUUCGAUAGCAGCGCCAGCAUGAACCCAGGACUCGACCCGAAGGUGUCCCAUCUAAUGCUCAUUCUGUUUAUCGUCAUCAUAUUCCACUGGAUCGAUCGACAGUCGGAGUACAUCGCCAGGACGGAUUACAAUUGGAAGCAACAGCUGCUAAAGCAGAAGGAAGAAGCUGAAGUCACGAAGCAAACGAACAAGAUCCUGGUGGAAAACAUCCUACCCACGCACGUGGCCGAGAUCUACAUCAACCGGCAGCUGAAGAACGAGUUCUACAACGAGGAGUACGAAAACGUCGCAGUCAUGUUCGCGACCAUCACGAACAUGGAGGUGAACGCGGACAUCUCGGUGGAGAACGAGAAGAGCGUGCUGAAGGUGCUGAACGAAAUUAUCUGCGAUUUCGACGAGCACUUGCAGUACUUCGACGGGUAUCUGAAGGUGGAGAAGAUCAAAGUCGCCGGUUGGACGUACAUGGCAGCCUGCGGACUCGAUCCAGGACGGUGCGAUUCUUCGUCCUCGCUAAGCGGAUAUCGUUCGGUUUCCGGCAUGACACGUACCUCUCUCAUGACCAAUGGUCGGCGUAGUCUUAACCCACGGACCUCGCUGGAGGUGACGCACAAAACCAGCACGAGCACACGCAGCAAUUCGAGCAGUUGUCGGCACAGCAACAACGUCACGAUCGUGAUGGCCGAGUUUGCGCUUGAGCUGAUGCGCGUGUUGCGGGAUUUUAGUAAUGAAAACUUUAAGCAAACGAGUCCCGGAUUGCUGCGGGUCGGGAUAUCGCACGGUAAGGUGAUGGCUGGUGUUGUGGGUUCUAGCAAGCCGCUGUACGACAUUUGGGGCAAUGCGGUCAAUAUGGCGUCGCGGAUGGACUCGACCGGGCGACCGGGACGCAUUCAGGUGACGAAGGAAAGUGCCGAAGUGCUGGAGAACUACGGCUAUCGGUGUGACUACCGGGGCGAGAUAUUUGUCAAGGGUCGGGGUAGGAUACCCACGUACUUCGUGAAGAUUGGGAAUGAUUUGAAGUUCGUUAAGAAAUCCUGUGCCGCAGGGCAGGGUGGAAGCAGUGCGCCAAUCGAUCACGUGUCAACGAAACUUUAG
This is a messenger RNA of Anopheles nili, 3681 nucleotides long. RefSeq names its product adenylyl cyclase X E (gene ACXD). Gene Ontology annotation, molecular function: adenylate cyclase activity. The record is from RefSeq and is a predicted model, not a curated record. The coding region runs from base 1 to 3681 and encodes 1226 amino acids. The transcript has 12 exons. Gene Ontology annotation, cellular component: plasma membrane. NCBI's taxonomy places the organism in Eukaryota, Metazoa, Arthropoda, Insecta, Diptera, Culicidae. Gene Ontology annotation, biological process: intracellular signal transduction; cAMP biosynthetic process; adenylate cyclase-activating G protein-coupled receptor signaling pathway.